AUGAUUGAGAUAUCAAUUUCAUAAAUCAGUCUAAAACAAGCAUUGGGCAAUUGUUAAAUCAAUAUUGGGAUUAAAUGCGGUACAAUUCUUAAAUAUUAUUAGGUGAAAGGAAGGAAAUAUUGUAUUAAUAGUUUUCAUCAACUCAAAAAAUAAUCAAAUAUUCUUAGCCUCAUCAAUAUGUAUUUGAUACCCAAAACACGAAAUUUGUAAAAUUAAAGCAUAAUUCAUUGUUAGCUGUAAUUUUAUAUUGAAACUCCUGAUGAAUAAGGGUAUAUUAAACUUUUGGGCAGUUCAAAAUUGCUUAUCAAUGAUGUUUAAGGAAGAGAAGUUUCUCAUAAAAUAGAACUUGAACAUAGCAACAUAAUGAAUUUGGUAUUACGAUGCACUGCUGAAGUACGCAAUUCUGCAAAAUAAAUACCACCAAUGAAUAAUAGGAUCGAUAAUUAUCAUAUGAUGUCUGUAAACAAGUCAGAACCUAUCAUUAACAAGAAACGCUAUGGAAGCCCUUAACCUAACAAAAAUUAACCGUCUCGUUCUCCUUAACACAAGAAAUUGCCUCCUCAACCUUAACCCCAACCAGUUGUACUAUAACAACAACAACAACAACAACAAUUCCAACAAUAACAACAACAACCUUAAUAAUAGGUAUUAUAACCUACUAGCAGCAAUCUAAGCAAAAGUAGUGCUUCAAGCAUAAAGCAUCAAAAAAUAUUAGAGGAUUAUAAGUAAGUGAUGUAGAACAGCAUUCUAGAUGAAAGUGAAGAAUUUCAAAAUAGUCCAGAUCAUAGAAUGGAUCCUCCAUAACCGAUUAUGGAAUUUUAAAAAAAUAACACUACUCCAAGGUAAAGUUCUAAAUAAAUUGAAGAAAUUUAAUUAGCAUAAUAUAAAUAAAUGGUAAAGGAAUUAUCAUUACUACUUGAUGUAUAGCAAGACUGCGAUUCAAUUGUUUAUGCCGUGUAAUAAUUAUUACAAAAAUAUCGAGGUUAAAAUGAAUAAAUAAUGAAAAUUUAAUGUGAGAAUCAAAUUUUGUUCAGUCAAUACAACAGCUUACAGUAGCAAAAAAGUAUAAUUGAAUCCAAGACAGAUGAAUUUAAAAAUCAAAUUAAAUCAAAAUUGAAAACAUACAAAAGUUUAUUUGAUGAAAAUGUUUAACUAAAAAAUUAACUAAAAGAAGACCUUUAAAAAAUAGUUGAUCUUAAUAUUUAAAUAAGAGAGUUAAAGGGAGAUCAAUUAGAAAAAUAACAAAUAGAUUCAGAAAUUCAACACUUAAAGUAGCAAAUAGAUAAAGUGACAAUGAAUGUUGAUCAAAAAUCGUAUGAUUAUGCAAUACUAACUGAAGAAAUAAACUUAAUUCAAUAUAAUGUAUGA
Molecule: messenger RNA, 1368 nt
Organism: Paramecium octaurelia
Lineage: Eukaryota; Ciliophora; Oligohymenophorea; Peniculida; Parameciidae
Source: the annotation of a GenBank genome assembly